AAGGCAUGUGCGCCUGCACGUAGCAUUCAGACAGAGAAAAUCCAACCCAGACCUCCGCAUAGCCAACAGUUCACCGAAACAUCACAGGAGAGGAGGAGGAUCCUCUGCUCGUUUAUUCAAGUCUUCACCGAGGAAGUCACUUUUACAUUAGAGGACACAUCGGCUGAGGACGCGGGGAUUCUGCUUCCCACAGGAUGCUUUGGAAAAGAAUGGAGCUUCCAUGUUGCUUUUUAGUGCUUCUGAGCUGCCUGCAGUCGCUCUCAGCCCACAAUGAUUUCUUCACCUCCAUAGGCCAGAUGACAGAUCUGCUGUACACUGAAAAAGACCUCGUCACAUCUCUGAAGGAUUACAUCAGAGCAGAGGAAAACAAACUGGAGCGGGUCAAACGGUGGGCGGACAAGUUGGAUUCCCUGACAGCAACAGCCACACAGGACCCUGAAGGGUUUUUAGGCCACCCUGUCAAUGCUUUCAAACUGAUGAAGAGGCUGAACACAGAGUGGGGGGACCUGGAGAGUCUGGUACUUAGUGACACCACUGAUGGAUUUAUCUCCAACCUAACCAUCCAAAGACAGUACUUUCCCACUGAGGAGGACCAAACUGGGGCUGCUAAAGCUUUGCUUCGGUUACAGGACACCUAUAAACUUGAUGCCAACACCAUUUCAACAGGAAACCUUCCUGGAGUAAAGCACAAGAGCCAGAUGACAGUGGAGGACUGUUACGAGCUGGGGAAAAUAUCCUACUCAGAUGCUGAUUACUACCACACAGAGCUGUGGAUGGCCCAGGCCCUGAAACAGCUCGACGAGGGAGAGGAGUCCACCAUAGACAAGGUGACGGUGCUGGACUACCUCAGUUACUCCAUCUACCAGCAGGGGGAGAUUAAGCGAGCUCUAGAGUACACCUUGAAGCUGCUUCAACUCGACCCAGAGCACCAGCGUGCCAAAGGCAAUGUGAAGUACUUUGAGUAUCAGCUGGAGAAGCAGAAAAAAGAGGCAGAGGAAAAAGCCCAGAAACCAGAGGAGGGAGAAAAAGAGGAGACACCCAAAAAAAAGAAACGGUCCUCAAAGAAAUCCUUCUCUCUGAUCCCAGAGAGGAAGAAGUACGAAAUGCUUUGUCGAGGGGAGGGGCUUAGGAUGACCCCCCGCAGAGAGAGCAGGCUGUUUUGUCGAUACUAUGACAACAACCGCCACCCCAGGUAUGUGCUGGCACCUAUCAAACAGCAAGAUGAGUGGGACCGCCCCUACAUCGUUCGUUACCUUGACAUUAUCUCUGAUGAAGAAAUCGAGAAAAUCAAGCAACUGGCGAAGCCACGACUAAGACGGGCCACGGUGCAUGACCCUCAAACUGGGAAACUUACCACAGCCCAGUACAGAGUCUCCAAGAGCGCUUGGCUCACCAGUUAUGAAGAUCCAGUGAUUGAAAAGAUCAAUGAGAGGAUUGAGGCCAUCACAGGUCUGGAAAUGGACACAGCAGAAGAACUUCAGGUUGCCAACUAUGGUGUUGGAGGGCAGUAUGAACCUCACUUUGACUUUGGAAGGAAAGAUGAACCAGAUGCCUUUAAAGAGCUGGGAACUGGAAAUCGUAUUGCGACUUGGCUAUUUUAUAUGAGUGAUGUGACUGCAGGGGGAGCCACAGUAUUCCCUGAUGUAGGUGCAGCAGUUUGGCCUAAAAAGGGUACGGCUGUGUUCUGGUACAAUCUGUUUGCCAGCGGGGAAGGAGACUACAGCACCCGGCAUGCAGCCUGUCCAGUGUUAGUGGGCAACAAGUGGGUAUCAAACAAGUGGAUCCAUGAACGGGGUCAGGAGUGGCGGCGACCCUGCGGCUUGAAUGAAACUGAAUGAUGUAAAGAGAGAA
Molecule: messenger RNA, 1851 nt
Organism: Cyprinodon variegatus (sheepshead minnow)
Lineage: Eukaryota; Metazoa; Chordata; Actinopteri; Cyprinodontiformes; Cyprinodontidae
Gene: p4ha1b
Product: prolyl 4-hydroxylase, alpha polypeptide I
Exons: 15
Coding region: 195-1838 (547 amino acids)
Biological process (GO): peptidyl-proline hydroxylation to 4-hydroxy-L-proline
Cellular component (GO): endoplasmic reticulum
Molecular function (GO): procollagen-proline 4-dioxygenase activity; L-ascorbic acid binding; protein binding
Source: RefSeq, a predicted model, not a curated record